UUGAAUGAAUAGUUAUACGACAACGCUUGUUGUGGCAACAAUCCAUAGUAACAUCUACGCUAGCAACCAUACAUAUUUGGUUUACAACGAGGGAUUUUUUCGAUUGCAUUUUAGGACAGACGAUCUUCUAAAGUUUUGUCAAAUUGUUUCUUUUAACUAUUUUGUACAAUAAGCUGUGAUGAGUCAACUCAACUGUCCACCAUGUACGCCAUGUGCAGCCGUGUGUAUCGAACAUCCACUUACACAAACUUGUGAAGAAAGGAAAUCAAGGAAGCGCCCCAGACCUCGUCAGUGUUUGUAUAAGCUUCAAGAAAUAAGAACACGAGCCAAUUUAAUUCGAUGGGGCCAUGAAACGUCCUACGAGAAUCCAUUCCACAUUCAGCAGGACCCGCCUCUACCGGGCUCGGAUCAAACGGAGUUACAGUCCAAUCCUGUGGGGCUUCCAGCUAGCGAGCCACCAUGCUAUCUGCCUCAGCAAAAUGGCAACUCCGACGUCCAUCCAUUGUCCAGACCGAUGGGACCCAUUGGGCCUUGGGCAACCGGACGCAUCGAUUGGGGUGCCUUGUCCGGCCAAACUGGUACACGUCCGGUUGUGGAUCAGUAUUCAAUCACGCGCUACAGCAUGGACGAAUGGCGCCAGCGAAACGCGGAUACAAUUCACGCAUGUGCCAGCACGGUCACGAAAAGUGAGCAAAUUGAACACGAUAGCAAGAAUACGAUCAACCGAACGUAUGCCAUUACGGAUAAAAACCAAGCCGAUUGUACUCAAAGUUUGCAUGCCCGAGCAAAAACAAUCGAUGACAUGAAAAGCGAGCUUGAGCGUGCCAUUAAGGCAAUGCAAGACGAGAUCAGCACGCUGGAGGAGCAAAGGCGAAGACUUAAGCAAUCGUUGGCUGUACUGCGAAUGCCCGAGGCAAUUGCAACUGAGUGUCUCGAACGCAGAACCGGUCGUCCUGAUACCGAACUCAUCCGUGAUCAUCCGGAGGAAGAGCUGAUACGCGAAAUAUCAUUGAUUGCCGAAAUUCGUGCGAUACUUCUUAAAACCCUCUCCGAGAUAGACACCCAACAGGUGCAGAAUCGUGCCGCUCGACAGCGGAUGGAAUUUGACUGGAGUGAUAAGACGGUCGCUCACGAAAACGACGCUAUUAACGUGAAUCUGACGAACAAAUCUACUAUUAUCCUGUUUCGCCCGGGAGCAACUAGAUGUCCAAAUGAGCAAUCUACGGAAAUAUACUGGGAAACCUUUAGCAGAGAAACAAUGGAAAUGUGUACGUCUUGCCGAAAGCAGUCUGAGCAGCUACGUGCCACAUUAGAUGCAAUUCUCAUGAACACCGCACGUGACCUUCGUUCUCAAGCGGACAAAGUAGAGCGU
Molecule: messenger RNA, 1372 nt
Organism: Topomyia yanbarensis
Lineage: Eukaryota; Metazoa; Arthropoda; Insecta; Diptera; Culicidae
Product: tektin-4-like
Exons: 5
Biological process (GO): cilium assembly; cilium movement involved in cell motility
Cellular component (GO): microtubule cytoskeleton; nucleus
Source: RefSeq, a predicted model, not a curated record